GCUUCACGCAGUUCGAGAGAGAGAGACAGAGGAGUCGGGUCACCCGCAUCCGUACCGUUACAGUCUCACUCCUCGGCGUACAAGAUAACUCCAAGAGUGGACGGAGGGCGACGAAGACACGAAGCACGUCGUCACGUUCGCGCUGCAUCGAUCUCGUUUUCCUGUCCUCGAUCAAGGAAAACGCGAGUCCUGCGUUUUCUUGGAUCACUCAACGCACCGGUCACCACCUCCCUUCUCUUUCUCCUCCUCCUCCGCUUCCUUUUCUUCUCUCCCCAUCUCUGUUGUUCCAAGUCCAGAUUGCCACAUAUUUAGGGUUUCUUCGGCGCAUCUGAUGAUCGCUUGACGGUUCCCUGAGUUGCUCCGGAUCCGGGAAUUAGGGUGACAUGGGGAGCUCGGAGGACAGGGUGGUGGCGGUGAUCAUGGUCGGCGGACCCACGAAAGGAACUCGCUUCCGGCCUCUUUCUUUGAACGUUCCGAAGCCGUUGUUCCCCUUGGCUGGUCAGCCGAUGGUCCAUCACCCGAUAUUGGCCUGCAGAAUAAUCCCCAAUUUGGUGCAAGUAUAUCUUAUUGGAUUUUACGAGGAAAGGGAGUUUGCGCUAUAUGUAUCGGCCAUCUCCAAUGAGCUCAGAAUCCCUGUUCGGUAUCUGCGGGAGGAUAAGCCACAUGGCUCGGCGGGAGGGCUAUACAACUUUAAGGAUUAUAUAAUGGAGGAUGACCCGUCCCAUAUAGUUCUUCUGAACUGUGAUGUUUGCUCGAGCUUCCCACUGCCAGAUAUGCUUGAGGCUCAUAAAAGAUAUGGUGGGCUUGGAACAUUAUUAGUAAUCAAGGUAUCUGCUGAAUCUGCCAAUCAGUUUGGUGAAUUGGUCGCAGACCCUGUCACAAAUGAAUUGCUCCACUAUACUGAGAAACCAGAGACUUUUGUGAGUGACCGUAUCAACUGUGGUGUGUAUAUAUUUACACCAGAGAUUUUUACUGCCAUCCAAGGUGUGUUUACACAAAGGAAAGACACAGCUAACAUGCGCCGUAUGAACAGUUUUGAAGCUCUUCAAUCAGCAACUAAAGCACUUCCUGUAGACUAUGUUAGGCUGGAUCAGGAUAUAUUGUCUCCUCUUGCUGGAAAGAAGCAACUGUAUACAUAUGAGACACUUGACUUCUGGGAACAGAUCAAGACCCCAGGGAUAUCUAUAAAAUGUUCUGCCUUGUAUCUGGCCCAAUAUCGCUAUACCACUCCACAUCUUCUAGCUUCCGGUGAUGGCACUAAAAGUGCCACCAUUAUUGGUGAUGUUUUUAUACAUCCAUCAGCCAAAGUACAUCCAACUGCAAAGAUUGGUCCUAAUGUCUCCAUAUCUGCAAAUGCUCGUAUUGGAGCUGGUGUGAGGCUCAUUAGUUGCAUCAUAUUGGAUGAUGUUGAAAUUAAGGAAAAUGCUGUUGUUAUACAUUCUAUUGUUGGGUGGAAAUCAUCUAUAGGGAAAUGGUCACGAGUACAGGCCGAGGGAGACUACAACGCCAAACUUGGAAUCACUAUCCUCGGAGAAGCUGUUGCAGUUGAAGAUGAAGUUGUGGUGGUUAACAGUAUUGUCCUGCCGAAUAAAACCCUCAACGUUAGCUUUCAAGACGAAAUCAUCCUUUAAUUUGUUUUCCCAGUUUUUCCUAAUUAUUCCCACCUUGUUUGAUGUACACAGUUAUGCUUUUGUUAGAUUUUUCUUUAUUAGUGUCUCGAAGAGAGCAAAGCUGCAACUUCCUGCAGCUUAUAUAUUAUUGGACUGGUGGUUUAUUGGGUUAUAUAUGUUUUGUUGUAUCAACACGCAACUAUUGACCAUAUAAAUGACAAUUUUAAUUAGCUUAUUUUU
This is a messenger RNA of Musa acuminata subsp. malaccensis (wild Malaysian banana), 1850 nucleotides long. RefSeq lists its product as uncharacterized. Gene Ontology annotation, biological process: biosynthetic process. The record is from RefSeq and is a predicted model, not a curated record. Gene Ontology annotation, cellular component: cytoplasm. NCBI's taxonomy places the organism in Eukaryota, Viridiplantae, Streptophyta, Magnoliopsida, Zingiberales, Musaceae.